Molecule: messenger RNA, 2704 nt
Organism: Cuscuta europaea
Lineage: Eukaryota; Viridiplantae; Streptophyta; Magnoliopsida; Solanales; Convolvulaceae
Source: the annotation of a GenBank genome assembly
CAGAGACCUGCACAAACCUCUGAACAGAAUCAGAAAAUUAAGGAACUAUGAACCAAUUCUUUGAAAACCAAAAAAAAGAAAGAAAGAAAAAAGAAAACAACUUAAAAAAGAAACUUACCAACCCAAAAAAAAAGAAAGAAAGAAAAAAGAAAACAAAAAAGAAACGCUCAUAGCCUUUUGGAAAAUCAUUGUUGCCUCUCCCCAUUUUUUGUGCUCACCAAAUUCAGGAUAGAUGUUCAUUGAAUAGCUUAAAGCAGGACCAUAUAGACAACAAAAAUGGAGGCUGAUGAAGGAAGCACUCCAAAUUAUCACACAAGCGGAAAUGAUGGCUUUAUCAUAACACCGUGCGGGGUUAUCAUGUCCAUACUUAUACCCAUACUACUUUCAAUGGCACUUGAAGAGAGGAGAAAGACAAAGAAGAGAGGAGUUCAUGUUAAAGCUGGGGGCGAGGCGGGAAUUUCAAUGCGCAAUGAUAAGUUUUCUAGACUUGUUGAAGUUCCAUGGGAAGGGGCCACGACUAUGGCAGCUCUAUUUGAGCAGUCAUGUAGAAAGCAUUCGCAUACACGUUUCCUCGGAACAAGAAAAGUAAUUAGUAGGGAGUUAGUUGGGUUGAGUGAGGGAAGAAACUUAGAGAAAGUUCACUUAGAUGAAUAUUUGUGGGAGAGUUACAAUGAGAUAUUUGGUCGCGUUUGCAACUUUUCAUCCGGUCUUGUUCAUUUGGGUCAUGAUGUGGAGACUCGUGUUGCUAUCUUUUCUGAAAGUAGCCCCGAGUGGUUGAUUGCCUUUCAGGGUUGUUGCAGACAAAAUAUUACUGUGGUGACCAUUUAUGCUUCUUUAGGGGAUGAUGCUUUUGUGUACUCACUAAAUGAGACUGAAGCGACAACACUGGUUUGUGAUAUCAAACAACUAAGAAAGUUGCGUGCAAUCAGUUCGAGUUUGAAAACAAUAAAAAACAUCAUUUACUUUAAUGAUGAUGACGAUGAUGAGAUUGCAAGUGAUCUCAACAUCUCUGGCAAGUGGACUGUGUCGUCUUUCUCUGAAGUUGAAAGAGUUGGUGAAAGUAGCCCCGUUCAUCCUAGAUUACCCAUCAAGAGUGAUAUUGCUAUAAUCAUGUACACCAGUGGUAGCACACGAUUGCCCAAGGGAGUUAUGAUAACUCAUGGGAACAUUGUAGCCACAACAGCUGCAGUUAUGAGUGUGAUCCCUAAUCUUGGACCCAAAGAUGUGUACUUGGCAUACUUGCCUCAAGCUCAAGUCUUUGAGUUGGCUGCGGAGAAUGUGAUGUUGGCUGCAGGAGCUUCUAUUGGUUUUGGAUCACAAUCGACGUUAAUGGAUACAUCCAAGAACAUCAAGAAAGGAACUCGGGGAGAUGCAUCCAUGUUAAAGCCUACACUAGUGGCCGCAGUUCCCGCUAUUCUAGAUUGUCUUAGGGAGGGAAUAGUGCAGAAGGUUGAGGAGAAGGGAGGCAAUAUUGAGUCACUUUUCAACCUUGCAUAUAAGCGCAGGCUGGAAGCUUUGGAGGGAAGCUGGUUUGGAAUAUGGGACAAGCUCGAAACUCGAUUGUGGGAUAAACUAAUUUUUAAAAAGACACAAAAAGUUCUUGGAGGAGAAAUUCGUCUCAUGCUUUCAGGUGGAGCUCCUUUGUCUGAGGAUACACAACGAUUUAUGAACAUAUGCAUUGGAGCUCCUAUCGUCCAAGGGUAUGGCUUAACAGAAACCUUUGCUGGAGGUACUUUGUCUGGCUGGGAUGAUACCUUUGUGGGGCAUGUUGGCCCACCUCUUCCUUGCACCUACAUAAAGCUUGUGUCUUGGAAAGAGGGUGGUUACAGAAUAACGGACAAACCGAUGCCGCGGGGAGAAGUUGUAGUUGGUGGAUGUAGUGUUACUGCUGGAUAUUUCAACAAUGAUGCGGAAACAAAUGACACCUACCAUGUUGACGAGAGAGGAAUGCGAUGGUUUUAUACCGGUGACAUUGGAAGGUUUCGUCCUAAUGGAUGUCUUGAAAUUAUUGAUAGAAAGAAGGAUAUUACAAAACUCCAGCAUGGUGAAUAUAUCUCACUUGGAAAGGUAGAGGCAGCUCUUAGGGCAAGCAAGUAUGUAGAUAGCAUAAUGGUGUAUGCAGACCCCUUCCACAACUAUUGCGUAGCUCUAGUCGUCCCCUCCCGUGAAGUCCUUCUAGACUGGGCAGAUGACUAUGACAUCAGAUGUAUAAAUUUUUCCUCUUUGUGCGACAACAUAGAAGCGAUAAAGGAGGUCCUACAAUCGCUAUAUGAGGUAGGCAAGGCUGCAACAUUGGACAGGUUGGAGAUUCCUGCAAGGAUCAAGUUGUUACCAGAUCCAUGGACUCCUGAAUCAGGAUUGGUCACUGCAGCUCUUAAACUAAAGAGGGAAAAGAUUGUGGCCAAGUUUAAAGAGGACAUUCAUAAAUUGUACUCCAACUAAACCGACACUAUCUGCAUCACUCCUUUUUUCUCUGCAUAUGAUUGCAUUGUUUUCCGAAACAAAUGUAGAGUUCUAAACUGGAACUGUUUCUAUUGUUUUUGUCUUUCCAGAAAUAAUUUUUCUUGUAUAAAUAGAACAGGAGUGCCAGUUCUAUCCCUUUUUCAUAUAUACUUGUUACACUUUCUUUUUGAAAGUUUGUUAUUAAACGACAUAAAUAUCUUUUACUUUUUUUUUGUUCUGGGUGCUCAUUCUUAUACACUAG